AGAGAGCAAAGGAGCAAUUGAGACUAGAGGGACUGGGACUGCAACAGCGCAGGCAAAGAGAGACCUACAAUGCAUGGCCUUGGACAUGAUGAUAUGCUGGGACAGUCAGUAGGGAGCACCUGAGUUGGGACAGCCAGGAACAGAAGAGCACAGUGCUGCCUGGGAAGUUUUUGUGUAUUGAACCAGUUUGUAAGUUUAUACUUCAAGGCGAAGAGAAGACUGGGCAAAAACUGGACCUCCUGUCAUCUCCUCUUGGGCCCUGUUCAGUCUACAUCCCCGUGGUGGAAUGGUUUGUGGCCAGGCAGGUUGAUUUGGAAAACAGCAUCUUUUAAUGAAAGACCAGCUUUUGUGGAACUUGCAGGUUUUCCAGCUACCACACCACUUAGCUGGAUCCAGUGUUUGGUGUGAGAAACAGCUGGGGGAAAACAGAAUAUUGCCAUCCAUCUCUAGCCGUCCCAGAGCCCACCCUCAGCUUUGACGCCCCUCCUCUCUGCCUCCUCUUUUGCCCCCUGCACCUUCACCCUCCAUUCACACACACCUCACCCCCCAACAGAGCAGAAAGCGUGAAAAAUCUCACUAAUGGGUUUAUUUGCUGUCAGAUCUGCGCCGAUCUGUCAUUCCCUUGGACCAUUCUGCUUGACACAUUUCAUAGUUGAGUAAGCCUCCUGCAACGCUGUGCUGGCUGAGAGCUCAUCAAGAGGGGAGCAACAGCAGCAGCAGUCAGUCUGACAGUGCCUUGGACAGGGAGUCCCUGAAGCUGCAUUCCACUGAUCUCCUUCUCCCGUUGGGACUUUGUGUUUGUGUGAGCCUUGUGGGCAUCCUCAGCUUCUGUCUAAUCACACAGCUGGUUCUACCCACAGGUUUUUGGUUUUUGUUUGUUUGUUUUACUGGGAUUCUGGUGCUGAUCAAAACAGUGUGAAGAUGUGGUGUGGGGCUGGGCCUCUGGCUGUGGUGGCUGCAGUUUUUUGGACUCAGUGUGUCCUACUAGACGGGGUGGAUGCCAAGAAGGAGAGAAAGAGGCCAAAGGAGGCCACACCACAACACACAGAGACAUACAAUGCUACUCUUUCGAACAGUGAGGAGGUCGGUGGAAGCAUCAAGCUUUCUGACCACCAGAGAGUGGAUCCACUGGGAUCAUGGAUGGACUUUGUCAAAAGACCUGUUGGUAACUUCCCUGGAAAGUGUCGCAAACGCAAACGGCCGCUGCCGGGCCCACCUGGUCCUCCAGGUCCUCCUGGCCCACAGGGACCUCCUGGUUCUCCUGGGGCUGAAGUGACCCAGGAAGUUCUUCUCCGGGAUUUCAAAGAGAUGAUUAAAGAGGCUACAGAGAGGAGAGCAGCAGCACUGGACAGACAAGCCAGCCCCAGCCAGCUGCCUACGGCUCUCCUCACUCUGGAGGGGAUGACCUCCUACCGGCGAAUAGAGGAGGCUUUCCACUGUAAGCUCAAGGGACCUGUGGUGGUGGACAAGAAGACUCUGGUGGAGCUCCAAAACUUUCAGACACCACCUGCUAAAGGAGCUUUCCUCAGAGGGUCAGGAAUGGACCAGUCUACUGGGAGAUUCACAGCUCCCAUCACUGGGAUCUACCAGUUCUCUGCUAAUGUCCACAUUGACCAUAAUGAGGUGAAGAAGAGUAAGAGUCAGCUCAAGGCCAGGGACAAUGUGCGGGUGCUGAUCUGCAUUGAAUCCCUCUGCCACAGAUACACCUCACUGGAGAUGAUUGUUGGAUUAGAGAGUAACAGCAAGAUAUUUACCGUCAGUGUGCAGGGGCUGCUGGAGCUACAGGCUGGGCAGUACACCUCCAUAUUUGUGGACAAUGCAGCUGGCGCUCCCAUUACAAUACAGAAUGGCUCCGAUUUCAUGGGCAUGCUGCUUGGUGUAUAGCCUCACACAUGAACAGGGCAUCAUCUAAGCAUUUUAUUUUAUUUUAUUUUUUCAAUGACCUGCUUAUGAACAUCAUCACACAGUAGCAAACCACAAGGGAGGAUUGAAGGAAGGAAGGAAGGCUGAUAUUGGCUGGACUGCUUAUCAGAUGGUUAAAGGACAAGGUGAAAAAGUCAUGUGCACUGCCACUUCCCUGAGGAACUCGGGUGCCUGUUGCUUCACCAGUGGAGUAACCUAAAAAUAAAGCAGUUAUUGUCUGAUACAGUAUAUUUUUUUAUGUUCCCUGGAUCAAUGUCGGAGGAGCUAAGGAACAUGAAAAUGGCAUUUAUGUGUUUAAUGUAUAUUGACAUGUUGAUUUUUUUGUCUACAUGAUCUCUUGUAUACACAUUCAUGAACUAUGGUUAUUUGUUAUCAUGAGUUAAAUUUCACAUUAUAUAAGUUAUGUGGUGCAUAGACUGUGAGUACACUGGACAAUUGAAAUAUGCUCAAUUGAAAAAAUAUAGACAUAUGAUCUUGAUAGCUCACAUAUGUAAUUACACAUUUUGUAAUAUAACUAUCACUGCAUUGUUAGCUAUGUUAGCAAUGUCAGUGGGUCACUACACCAAAAUAUCUAAACAGCUUUUAGACAGAUUGUCAUGAAAUUUUGUGCAGACAUUGAUUGUUCCCAGGGGAUGUAUCCUUACAGAGUUUGGUGAUCCCCUGACUUUUCAUUUUGACUUGCGGUGACAGUUAUGGUUUAGAUUGCAGAUUGCUAUAAAAUGUUGAAGAGGCAUCAUAACUACUGUUAGUAUGGUAACAUGCUAAACUAAGAUGAUACACAUGGUAACUACACCUGCUAAACAUCAGCAUUUUAGCAUGGCCAUUGUGAGCAUGUUAGCAUGCAGAUGUUUACUAUUACCUCAAAUAACUAUUGUGCCAAAGUACAACCCUUUAGCUGUAGACCCUAAUUGCAUAUUCACAUUAAAAUGGAACAACAGCGCUCUUGCGUUGUAUGAUUGGUCAGUGUAAUAAUUACCACUCCCAGUGGCACCUGAUGGCGUCAGUGGCACCUAAAACCCCUUUUCCAUCAUUACCACUCCCAGUGGCACCUGAUGGCGUCAGUGGCACCUAAAGCCCCUUUUCCAUCACUGGUACUGGCUCACCAUGACUCAACCCUACUCGAGUCCACUUGCUUUUGGUACCAGCUGUUUCAUUUUCCACUGCAGAUAGUCCGCUCCCAUCCCCAAGGUGUAGCUGGUUGUCACAGCAAUGCCUCAUUACACUGCCAUAACAUCAUCAGCAACCGACACAGUAACAAUGGAGGACAAUGAAGGUAUGCUGUUCUUGAUUCUCCGUAUGUGGCUGUUUGUCACAGCAAAGAGAGAUUUUGUUUUGGAAGCAGC
Molecule: messenger RNA, 3266 nt
Organism: Monopterus albus (swamp eel)
Lineage: Eukaryota; Metazoa; Chordata; Actinopteri; Synbranchiformes; Synbranchidae
Gene: c1qtnf12
Product: C1q and TNF related 12
Exons: 8
Coding region: 922-1884 (320 amino acids)
Molecular function (GO): hormone activity
Source: RefSeq, a predicted model, not a curated record